This is a messenger RNA of Lolium perenne, 1762 nucleotides long. RefSeq names its product double-stranded RNA-binding protein 8. Gene Ontology annotation, molecular function: ribonuclease III activity; double-stranded RNA binding. Gene Ontology annotation, cellular component: nucleus. Gene Ontology annotation, biological process: RNA processing; regulation of gene expression. The record is from RefSeq and is a predicted model, not a curated record. NCBI's taxonomy places the organism in Eukaryota, Viridiplantae, Streptophyta, Magnoliopsida, Poales, Poaceae.
ACGUGCGCUCCUGCCGGGUCACACACACAAAACAAAAAACCCAGCAUUCGCACGAGGCGGCGGCUCUGUCAGUACGGACGCUGGAAUGGCGGCGCCGCCGGAGUCCACGACUGCGCCCAACGCCGGCGGAAUCACUUCAGGGCUUCCGAAAUGCUACGCCUUCAAGAGCUGGCUGCAGGAGUACGCGGAGAAAGCCGAUCUCCCAGCUCCAGAAUAUCAAACGGUGAAGGAGGGGCCUGCCCACGGGCCCGUCUUCAGGUCCACGGUGGCAAUCGACGGCGCCAAGUACGACUCGCUGCCCGGAUUUUUCAACCGGAAGGCCGCGGAACAGUCGGCUGCUGAAGCCGCGCUCAUGGAAAUUCUCGAAUCCAUCCCAACCACUAAGAGAAUCCCAGCAGAUUAUGCUUUCCAGCAACAAACUGGCCUGUGGAAUAAUCUUCUUCAAGAGUAUGCUCAGGAGAUGAAUCAGUCAAUUCCAUCAUAUACCUGGACCAGGCAAGCUUCAGGCAAAUCUCCUUAUACAUGCACCAUAGAGAUUGGUGGUACGCAAUACAUCGGUCAUGCAGGCAGGUCAAAGAAAGACGCAGAGAUAAAAGCUGCCUGGACUGCUCUUCUUGCAAUCAAAGGUCAAUUAGAGGGUCGUGCAAGUAGUGCCACAAAGUAUAUUGUGGUUCCUGGCAAACGGCAAAGCAGUGAGGCAGAGAAAAAUGCAAUUGAAACCCUCAAACAACUUGAGGUGAAGAAAGGUGGUUUCAAGAGGAAAUGGAACAGGAGGAAAUUCCUGAACAGGAAACACAGAGCAGUUGAUUUGGAAAAGAACGAAACUAGAGCGGCUGGAGAUGUUAGUAGUGUGAUGAUGAAACAUGAUAAUGAUGCUAGUAAAUCAGUACAGGAACCAAGUGGUGACACAGUAAUGCUGCAAUCUGGUAAGGAACCUAGAAGAGCGGAGCUGGAUUCAGACACUGCAAAGCCUGAUAAGCAAGCUAGAAGAGCAGAGCUAGAGCCAGACAUUGCAAUGCUGAAUCCCUAUCAGGAAGAUAGAAGAGUAGAACAGGUGCAAGGCAGUGGCACUGCAAUGCUGCAACCUGAUAACGGAGCUAGAAGAGUAGAACAGGUACCAGGCAGUGACACUGUAAUGCUGCAACAUGGUAAAGAAGCUAGAAGAGUAGAACGGGAGCCGCCCAGAGAUUCUGGAAUGGUGCAACCGAAUGAGGAAGUUGGAUGUAUAAACCAGGAGCAACUAGGUGAGACUGCGAUGGCACGCCAUUUCAGGGCAGCUAGAACCAAGAAGCAUGAUUCACAGAGCCGGUGCAACCUAAUGUAGAAACUGCUGACAUGGAGGGGGGGCCCAUGGAACAACGCUGCAGCAGAACGAGGAAGCUGUGCAAACCAGGAGCCACCAGGAAAUGCUUCACUGCUGCAAAACAACAAGGACCUUGAGACAAAGAAUUGUUUUGUGGAUAUGGCAGCAACGAUUUCAGAUCAUAUUCAUCCAACUCUAUGUUCACAGAAUGAACUGAAUGUGGUAGCCUUGUAGUGUUUAGAAUGUGUUGAUCUUGGAAGAAGUGAAACCUGAGUAUAUACAGGUGGCUAUGCAGCUAGCAUAGAGAGAUACAAUUUGCACUUGUAUGGAGUGAGGAUAGCUAGCCCUUGCUUGACAUCAGUCAAUUGUAUGCUUGCCAGAUAGUUUUUAUUUUCUGUUCUCUUUUUUGCGAGGAUUUUUAAGAGGCCACUAAGGAAGGAAACUGAGGCUUGUGAUUCA